AUGCCAAAGAACCAGAACCACGAGAUUUGGCUCAACAAUUAUUUUGACCAGAACAAUGUCAACGGAGAACUUUCCGAAACUAGCCAAGAGAUCGCCGACAAAUGCAACGCGGCAUGUGACACGAAAUUGUUCAAGAGGGGACCAGCACCUAAAAACCGACUGAUAAUGAUCGAUGGUGUUGAUUCGCAGACUGUAGGACGACACAUGGGCGAGCGCAAAGCCAAAAAGGAUGAUCAGCCGCGAGCCAUACGUCGCAACAAUGAAGAGGUGAAGAAGUUUGAAGCUGUGUACAAGAUCAGAAGUCGCCCAUGGACAGGUGACAAGAUGCUUUUGAUGGACGUAAAUAAUAUAACCCACGACAAGGUUAAGACCUACUUUGAAGAGAAAGCCAGGCAGGAAGCCAAGAAAGCGAAGAAAGCUGGCGGGCAGCAGCUACAAGACUGGCAGGAUCUACAAAGCUCAAGGGUUCGCUCAAACAAAUAUGCCUACAAGAUGUGGGCAGAGUACAAAAAAGAUGAGGCGGAGUAUGUGCGAAAGUUGAAGAAUGGUUUGAUGAGCCUCGAGACAGGCGAGGUUAUCGAAGGAAACUCGAGCGAGCAUCCCAGCUCAGUAUUGAAUCCAAACAACGGGCACUUGCUAAGCAUGGACGACGUUGACCGUUCCGUGGAAGCUGUCGAAGAAGGUGCCAACGAGGUUGUAAAUGAGGUCAGCAAUGAAAGUGCUCAUUCUAUGGGAAUUAGCAUGGAAAGUGUGCCUGAUACUCGCAAUAGAUAUGGCUCAACGACUAGUCCCUCUAAGUACCCCACCCGCCAAAAUAAUUUUCCUCCAAUCAAGGGCCAGGAUAAGGAGAGUGUGGACCAGAAGAGAUUGAGCGAUACAAAUCGCAGUGUUCAAAAUGUUGGCUCGCAGAUGAGCUUCAAUGACAACAGCUUGGGUACAGGUAGCUCAAGUGACAAACACUUCAGUCAGGAUCCAGAAUCUUAUGAUGACCGGCUUGAUGCGCCACAGCCGAAGACAAACCUUUCGAAGGUUAAAACUUUCGCUUUCCAGACCCCGUCGGAUGGUGGUGGACAUAUUCCGGGACUCAUGCAGCCCUCAACCAGCUAUGUGGUCCAUCCAAGUCACAUCGAUACCAUGCACAUGGGCCUCCGAGCAAGUAAUCGCGAUCGAUCGAGCAACAUUGGUGGCAGCAGAUUAGAUGGAAGUGGAUGGCAAUACCGGCGGAAAGAACAAUCUGCUAUUUCCCAAGCACAAAUUAAGGGAUCUAGCCAGGUGGACUAUGAGGUUCAGGAUAUCAUCGAAUAUCCGAACAAUUCGAGCCAAAUGGUGUCCGCUGCCUCGUCGAAGAAGAGGAGAAAGGCUCUGUUUGAGGAGGAACCGUUUGAUAUCAGACCAUUGAAGAGACAGGAACGACUCAAGUCUGAGGAACAACCCGAGCGUGAGCAACAAUUCCAGCAUCAAAGACAGUACGAUGGGCUCGAUGUCGGAGUAGGUGAUGGCAGUGAAGGACAUGCACCGGAACUAAGCGGUGGAAUGCCCUUGAGCAUGGAACAGCCUCCUGAAUGGUAUUGGAUGCUAAAUACUGCUGCGCUCCUUGAUCAACCCCACAACCGUGGCAUUUCACAUCAAGGAGGAGAGGUUGACAUCUCGAGCAAUGCCGCUUACCUGAAAGGUAGUCUGGAGACUGGAUCCAUCGUUUCCAGAGAAAAUCAGCCUCUACAACAAAACAAUAGGCUGCCUGGCGACAGAGCCAAAAAUGCUGCCGACGGAGGUGAGGUCAAUAAGGAAUCCCAAAGCGCCGGCAAUGGAUCCUGCCUUGACGAGGAGUACGUCACAAGAGAGGAAGAUCAGCCUGGCUACAUCCCAGAAACCUCAAGUGUUAUGGGAUAUACGAACGCUUGGUAUUACCAAGGUAGACUUCGUACAUCAAAUCCGCCAGCCGAAAAUCCUUUACGAUUUCAGGAUUGUUAA
Sclerotinia borealis F-4128 is the source of this 1971-nucleotide messenger RNA. The record is from the annotation of a GenBank genome assembly. Lineage: Eukaryota; Fungi; Ascomycota; Leotiomycetes; Helotiales; Sclerotiniaceae.